CUGAUGGAAAAAAUGAUCUCACAUCUAACGGCGGUUCCUGUGAUUCCACGGCACUCUUCGCUGCCAUGGAUUGGCAGCCGUUUAGAACAACAUCAAGUAGAGAUCCAAAAAGAUUGGGAACAACAAAAGGCGCAGGGAAAAGGACCACAGGCAGACUAACUGACCAGAAGUACGCUUCGAAAGAACACCGGAAGAUGUCUACGUUGCAGAAGGAGGCAGUCCCUCUCCUGAUGGAGAUUGUCCGGAAACUGGACCAAUUUGCGCCCGCGGAAUUAUUGCAAGUCGUCUCCAUCGCGCACCGGUUGAACGAUUAUGGCUUGUUGAAGGCGUUGGAAUCCUUUCUCAAACCGCACAUCUCCGGCUACACCGUCGCGCAAGUGGUGGAAGUGGCCAACGCGUUUGUCUCUUUGCAGGUCGGGACGCAGCCGUUCUUCGCGACGAUGGUGCAUCGGUUGGCGAAUCACGACUGGGGACUGGAGCAGAAGCCGACUUUAGUGUUGUACGUGCGGACGUUUUCCAACUCCGUGUACAUGCCGAAGAAAGCGCUGGCGGGCGUGGUGCCGCACUUACUGCGGUGGGUCAAGAAGGACGGGGAGGUGCAGGCAAUCAUGUUCUGCAGUUCGAGAACAUCAAAUAAGGGACGAAGUCGAACUGGAACCACCGGUCGUGCUAGCUUAUCCGACGUGCAGAGAACAUCAAAUACGGAUGCUACUACUUCCCUCCAAGCGAGCGCAAGCCAUAGAAACAAGUUAGACAGGAAAGUGGCAAGGCUUUUGAACGCAGAAACGGCGUCUUCGGGAGGCGGAGGCGGGGCCGAGGUAUCGUAUGCUGACGAAGAAUUCGAAAUUCUGGACGACGCAAUACCAGUACCGCAGCCGAUGCAAGGAGAAGGACCAGGAACUCACCAGCAUGUGCUUAGUACGGCGGCGAGCACGAACGCCGUCAGUGAUGCUCUUGAAAAGAGCCCCGAUUUACCACCAGAGAGCAGCGUUGCGGCCGAAUCACCGAGCGGAGAAUCCUACGCGCAAGAACGACGUCACCACAGUAAUACUGAACCUCCGAGCACAUGCACAUCCAGUGCUAGUGCAACGACAAAGAAUGACGCCGCCGCUCUGAGUCUCUAUCACGCCUCCUACGACUCUAUCUGGCACCCGCAGGAGGUGCUGGAGAUCGCGCGGAGCUUCGCACGGUGGCCGAACCCCUCGGAACGGGAGGCGGGAAGCAAGGUGAUAAAGCAAUUUUGCCAAGCGUACUUCCUGCACGAGUCCGCAGGUGCGGCGCGGCGCGAAAAGGUCCCGCUAAACCGGUUUGUGGAUUUCCUUCUCGCGCUGCAAGAAUGGGACAAGUCGGAAAACGCCAGCUGGAAGUGUCUGGAGAAGAGGAUGCAGCUUCUUCGUGUGGUGGAAGACGAAAGAUUGGUUCCGCAUUUGAAGAGAUUGUCGAUGCACGUGGAGGCUCCUGCUGGAACUGAUGUAGGAGAGCACGACCGGGUCAAACAAGAAGCACAGCUGCAGCACGAGGAUUCUGCAAUAUGUGCAGGAAGGGAUGAGGAAAGCGGGUCGAGCCCUGAAGUAGAUAGCGGGGAUCUUUCCAGCGCCGAAACGGACAAGCACUUGUCAGAAACUUGUGACACUGUUAUUUCACCUACACAUGAACAGUCACCAGCUGACUACUUCUACGUCUCUACUACAUCAUCGUCAGAAUUUCAUCAGCCUCUGCACGCAUCAUUUGGCGCAACAACAGCCGCUGCGUCUUCUCCAAUUGCGUUUCAAGACGAAGAAGGCUUGAAAGCGGCGGCUGCAAGAACCGGGACAAAUCAAGUAAACAAAUCCCCACUGCAUCAUCAAGAACUCUGCGCCAUCCCCUGUCCCUUCGACAGCACGCGGAAUCUGCUCUGUACCGGCACGGUGGCUGGUAUCUGCUACGUGUACGCGAAGCUUCAGAUCCCCAUGCGGGCCGAGAUUCUGGAAAAGCUGCUCUUACCCCAGGCCCAGCUCCCCGUGCAUUUAGUCCGGUUCUCGCCCAAGGAACUGGGGCAGAUCUCGCUCGGCCUGGCGCACAUGGAGCACGCGGGCCGGGAUGUCAAUGCGGUGCGGAGGGUGGAAGCGAGCUUGGGGAACGUUUCUGGUUCUGGAGACGACGUGCCGAGGACGCUGCAGUGUAAGGAGAAGGAUCUACUUCGCAGGGUAGAAGGACAGCACGCACAGGAAACGCAAGUGGAAGAGGAAGAUGAGGGAAGAACCACGACCACCAGCAGGGCUACGCAAGUCGCCGCAGCAAAUUCUUUUUCCUGCAGAGAAGCAGACGAAGGAGGAGGCGACAACACGAAUAGAAUCGCAGCACUCGGAACUACGUCAGGAAGCCAGGAUGUCGACCUCAGCUGCGAAGAGGACGCGAGCAGCCUUCAGUCCACCAUAGACCUCUUUGCGAAGCUCCGUUCUAAGCGAAAGGAACAAAAAGUUACGGUGCAGGAAGAUGCUGCAGCUAGCAAAGGACCUGCGCAAAGGCAGGACGAGGAGGACCUACACAUUGGCGACGCUUCAGCGGAAACAAUAGACAUGGAAAGUAACACUAAUGGACGCUUUCCUGCUGCACGAACUUCCUUUUCCGACGAAGCUACUACAGAAGAAUGUCACCCAAGCACCUACACGCUUUCCCCCGCUACCAGGAGCCAACUCCUCGACUUUUUCACCUCUCUCGAGCGCCGCGUAAUCAAGACCAUUGUGACCAUCCGCAACGCGAAAGACCUGACUAACCUCCUCUACGCGUUCUCUUUCUACGGCGCCGGCGGGCCGGAGUUCUACUCUUUACUGCAAACGAAGCUGCAUGGCAAGCUCCGCGAGUGCGACACGCACUCGCUGGCGAGAAUUCUGUGGAGUUUCGGCAACGUGGGGAAGAAGACCGGCCUGCUGUCCAGUAAGUUCCUCGAGCAGUGGAAGCUGUGUGCGGCGGAGCGGCUGCACCAGUGGUGGCCGGGGCACCUCUGCGUCGCGUUGUGGGGCGCGGCGACUUUGGAUUUGGAGCAGGACCCGUUUUUUCGGCGCGAACUGCUGAAUUUACUGAACCCCGGGGGCCUGAGCCGCAUGCGGGACAGCGGGUUUUUGUACCCGUUUCUGCGGGUGGCAAGUCAGGUGGGGGAGGCGGAAGGAACAGGAAGUGAAAAAAGUGCAAAAGAUGGGGAAAUAAAAUACGAGGAGAAUGAUUCAAAUAGAGGUACAACUACUUCAAGUACAACAAGAACCUCUACCUGUACUACGCCCGCAGCAGACGACUGGCGGCGACCGGCGUUCCAACGGCCGCAGGGCUACGCGCUUUUCUCCGACAAAGAGGAGUACGAGCGUUACUGCACCUACGUGCGACCGAAAUUCUGGACCAUGCAGGCGAGAAAGCAGUGCAUGACGCCGGGGUUUGAUCUCUGGGCCCAGGACAUUCGGUCAGUGUUGUUCUCGCUCGGUCAGGAACAGCUCGAAGAGGAAGUAGAUCUAGAUCCGAGUUCAUCUGUAACACACGAUCGAAAUGAAGUCGGAAACAGCAUCAAUCUAUCCUCGUCAGAGAGCGAAAAACAUCAACUACCAGAGGCGACAGUAUCGGAAAUAACCAGCAGUUCUUCUAGUUCCACCGAUUCUUGCGCGGAACGCGCCCCGCGCUCUCCCAUCCACAUGCUUCCCAGGUCAGGUCUGGAGUGGAGCGACGCGACGGGCGACACCCGCGUCCUGUUCGAGGAGCGAAAGGAUUUGGACGGAUUUUUGGUUGACUUUUUCGUAACGGUGGUGCGGAACGCCCGCGUGGAAGACCCGCGAGACCGAGACGUUUCGUUUCACUGUCUCCUCUACCACAGCGCGGACUCUAGUUUGCAUCGGGACACAAAAAGACCGCUCGGCGCGGCGCUGCUGCGACAACGGUUCCUGAAGAAAACGACGACCUGCAACGUGUUGAACAUACUGGCAGACAAUUGGGAAGUUGCGACGUGGGCGGAAAAGAGGACGCUGGUUUUGAGAAAGCUGGGGUUGAUGGUGGUGUAAAGCUAAAGAGCAGAUCAAAAAAUACUACACCACAGCCGAGCCUUCAUAUCUAAUGAUGUGGCCUACCAAAUAUAUGAUCAUAUUGAAAAUGGUCAGCAUGGUGGGUUUGAUAAAUACGCAUGAUGUAAGUUGUACUGACUGUUUGUUUCAUCUGUAUAAUCGAAGUGAUUAUUGUUUGAUCCGGUUUCGGCUCUCCUCGGUUGAUGGUUGACCGGCACAUGUGUUUUGUUCUAUUCUUC
Amoebophrya sp. A120 is the source of this 4261-nucleotide messenger RNA. NCBI's taxonomy places the organism in Eukaryota, Dinophyceae, Syndiniales, Amoebophryaceae. The record is from the annotation of a GenBank genome assembly.